Molecule: messenger RNA, 8034 nt
Organism: Carlito syrichta (Philippine tarsier)
Lineage: Eukaryota; Metazoa; Chordata; Mammalia; Primates; Tarsiidae
Gene: CEP192
Product: centrosomal protein 192
Exons: 45
Coding region: 80-7750 (2556 amino acids)
Biological process (GO): mitotic spindle assembly; centrosome duplication; protein localization to centrosome
Cellular component (GO): pericentriolar material; centriole; cytoplasm
Molecular function (GO): protein kinase binding
Source: RefSeq, a predicted model, not a curated record
UAUCCAUGGAUGCAGAACCCAGUGGUACAGAGGGCCAACAGUAGAGAUCUGGGCUGAAGGUGAUCUGAAGCUGAGUGAGAUGGAAGAUUUUCGAGGUAUAGCAGAAGAGUCAUUUCCAAGCUUUUUAACCAAUUCAUUGUUUGCUAAUAGUGGGAUUUUGGAAAAUGUCACUCUUUCCUCAAAUCUCGGUUUGCCUGUUGCUGUUUCCACACUUGCUAGAAAUAGAUCCAGCACUGAUAACAGGUGUCCUGAUAUCCAGGCAUCUUACUUAGCAGAAGAGAGGUUUUCAGUUCCAUUUGGGUCAUCGCCCAGCAGCCAGAGUGAUGCGGAACCAAGAGAAAGGUUACAACUGAGCUUCCAGGAUGAUGAUUCUAUCUCUAGGAAAAAGAACCGUGUGGAAAGUCAGUGUUUGUCAGAUGUUCUCAGGAAACAGUCAGCUUUCCCAGGUGACAUAGCAGGACUAGAAGAGGAGCAGGCCAAAACGACAGAAUCCUUUCAGGGUCAAGAGCUUUUUGAAAGGACUUCACCACUGGAACAAAUACAAGACUCACUUACUGAUUUUUGUCUACAAUCACGGACACAUAAUAAAGAACACAAGAUUGUUGUGCUAGAUGCUGGAAAACAUUUUAAAGAUGAGACUCUCAACAGUGACUUCAGCCACACUAGCUUAUUAGAAAAUGAGAAACUUAUGUUACCAACAAGCUUUGAAGAUUCUUCUGAUGAUGAUAUUGAUGAUGAACUGUUUUAUGAUGAUCAUUUAGAGGCUUAUUUUGAACAACUGGCAAUUCCAGGAAUGAUAUAUGAAAAUCUAGAAGGACUGGAACCUCCAGAAAAAGAUUUUAAGUUACCUACAAGUGAUCCGACUGAGGAAAAUGAAAACAGUAGCUUAAAUUGUAAGUUUCUAUCAGAAAAUAACAGCUCAUUGAUUUCCCAUGGUUCACACUCUUCUGAAAAAACUCACAAAGAGACUGAAGAAGGUCAAGUUAUUUGUCUACCUGGGAUUAGUAAUUCUGUAGGUACUGGAAGACACACAGAUGUUUGUAAAUCUGUAGGUGCUAGAAAACACACAGAUGAUGAGUUACCAUUUUCCUCUAAUUCUUGGAGAAAUGAAAAAGAAAGGGCAGAAAAUUUGGAGAAUAUUGUUCCAGAUCUUAGCAGAGAAAGUUCAGAAGAAGACGUUCUGGUAAAGAUUCUCAAGGCUCCUGAUGUGAGACUUAACCCUGUUAAUUUUCAUGGCAUAAAUGCCCAUAAAGGUGAUUUUGGCCUGAUUGACACCAUAAAACAGAGGGCAGAGUCUUUUCACCAAAAUAAGCAUUUGGCAUCAGAUGCAGAAACAGUUUUGCCUGUGGAUGGUUGUUUAGACACUGAGACUUCUGUGUUCAUUCAAAAAAAUGCGGGCAUAGCAUCUUUGAAGCCUCUUAAUGACAAUGACAUUAAUCCCACUAAUACUCUUUGGUCUCCCACUUCUGAGAGGCGAACAUGUGAAUGUCAUGAAUCUAUUGAAAAGAGUAAAGACAAGACAGAUGUCCCCCAGAAUGUGAUCUAUCAAAAUGAAGAGGGCAGAUGGGUCACUGACCUUGCUUAUUACACAUCUUUUAAUAAUGAACACAAUUUCAAUAUGGCUUUAUGUGAUGAGAUGAAUGAAGACUUCAGAUCUGGUUCUGAAGCAUUUGAUUUGAUUGCACAAGAUGAAGAAGAAUUUAAUAAAGAACAUCAGUUUAUACAGGAAGAAAAUAUAGAUGCUCAGAACACUUCAGUUGCACUUGGGGAUUCAUCCUGGGGAGCUGCAGUUAAUUACAAUCUGCUGAGAAAAUCGCUUAGCACAUCAGAUUUGGACAGAGAUGAUGCCAGCUAUUUACGUCUGUCCUUAGGAGAGUUCUUUGCUCAGAGGUCAGAAGCUCUUGGUUGCCUUGGUGGUGACAACAACGUGAAAAGACCAUCAUUUGGCUAUUUCAUUAGAUCACCAGAGAAGAGAGAACCUGUUGCUUUAAUAAGAAAAUCUGAUGUAUCAAGAAGUAAUUUGGGGGAAAAAAUGGUUCACCAUAACCAUCAUCUGUUUUCAGGAGAUUUAAAUGAACAAUCCCAGGCACAACUAAGUGAAGGAUCAAUUACACUUCAGGUUGAAGCCAUGAAGAGUGAUUCACAAGUGGAUGAAAAUGAUGUGACAUUAACGGCUGAUAAGGGCAAAACAGAGGACACUUUCUUCAUGAGCAAUACACCCCAAAGAUGCAAAGACAAGCCACCUGAUAGUGGUGAUUCUGUACUUAGGAUCAGCACCAUUGCUUCUGCCAUUGCAGAGGCAUCAGUGAGCACUGAUCCUUCCCAACUUGCUGCCAUGAUCAAGGCACUGUCAAAUAAAGCCAGAGACAAGACUUCUCAGGGCAAUGAGAGACAAAAGGAUUGUUCCAAUGUGUCUCAUUUCUUACCUAAUGAUUUAGAAAGGAGUAAUGGAUCCAGUAUAUUUGAUAUGGAAAAAUACCUUAAAAAAACAGACGUUAGUAGAUAUGAAGGAGGAUUGGAAAACUUUUCAAGAGCUGGUAUGUCUGGUAUUUGGGAUUUAUCUUUGCCAAAAGAGCCAACUACCCAAGACAUCCAUACAGUGGACUUAGGUGCUACUAAUAUAAGUGUAAGGGAACCAAAAAAAAAUGCAGCAGCUAUUUUUAACGAUGAAAGUGGAGAGAGUGAAAACCAAGAAUCGUUGAGAACGGCAAACUCUUCAAAUUCAGUUACAAACAUAAAAGGGAAUGAUAGUGCAGUAGUUGGUGUGAUGACAUAUCCUAUUGACAACAAAUUGUCUGAUGUUGGUAACAGUGAAAAGGCUACCUCAGGUUCCACUCCACCACUGGAGAGUUAUUCAUCAGUAAGGAACCCCAGAAUAACAUCCUUUUGGCUGUCAGAAAAGCAUGAAGAAAUACAAGGUAAUAGAGAAAAUCGAAGGCAAAAGCAGCAUGUUAGUGAAUCAAGCAACAGUGAAAGGCAUGUGACUUUUGAAAACCAUUGCAUAAUCUCACCGAAAACUGUCGAUUUGAAAAAUACCUCUGCUGAGUAUGAUGGACAUGGCUCAGAGGAUGACCAGGAGAGCUUCAGACCUUCCACUUCACCACUGAGUCAUUCUUCUCCUAGCGAAAUUUCUGGAACAAGUUUAUCAGGGUGUGCUUCAGAGUCCUUCGCUUCAACAGCUCAUCAUCAGACGCCUCCUUGUGAGAGUGAGUUGUCGCCCUUCCCAUGUCCAGAUGCUAGUGUAAGCAGACUGACUUGUGUGUCUGAACAAGAGAGCACCUCUCCUAUCACAGCCACAGAUUGUGGCCCAGAGGAUCACAAGAGUGAUAUCACCAGUGAGUUGAGCACCACAAUUAUUCAAGCCAGUCCAGCUCCGUCAGAGGAACAGGCAGUGGAAAAGCUGAGAGAAAAAGUUCCAUUUCAGAAUAGAGGAGAAGCAACAUUAUCAUCACCUAUUAUCCAGAAUAACUCUGAUAUGAAAAAAGUAACUGAAACUACUCAGAGUAGCACAUCUGAAGAUGUAAAACCUGACUUUAGAUGGAGUAAAGAUCCUUCUUCCAAAAGUGGAGAUCUGUUGCAAACCAGUGAGGUAGGUUUGACAUCAAACCCCGAGGAAUUAGACCCAAUCAGGCUGGCUCACCUGAGCAAGUCAGGUCUGAGCCAUCAGGCUGGGUCAGUCACGUCACAUCUCCCUGUGUCAUGCCAGGAGUCUGUGGACAACCAUCAAAAAAUAACUUCUAAAGAUGUAUCAGAUGCCAGCAGUGAGUUAUGUGGCCAAGUUUCUAAUCGGACCACCUCUGGAAAGCAGAGCACUGUUGUUCCUGGUGGCACGGUUCAUGGCUCUGCUGCCGAGAUGUGGAACGUGCCUGCUGCAGUGCCUGCACUCUGGACGCGACACUCGCUUAGCGCACCUCCCUUUGCCCCGCAGUAUUUGGGAACACUCCCUUCAGCUGGAAAUAUUACCUUGCCUCAGUGCCAUGCUGGCAAUGCCACAGUCUGUGGGUUCUCAGGAGGCUGUCCUUAUUCUGCUGUCACAGGAGAGCAUGUACAGAACUCUGUGACUGUGGGAAUUUGUCUAGGACCAAGUAUUGACUCUGGAUUGAUGGGUACCUCUUCCCUUUGUAACCCAUAUUCUAAUGCCUUAAAUCAGAACCUGCUAAGUACAGCAAAACCUUUUCCUGUGCAAUCUGUUGGUGCAAAUUGUGGACUUGAAUCAUGGGAUUCAGGAUUGACAUCAGGAUUUGGGACUGUGAGAGUGCCCGAGGAACUGAAGUUUCCUCAUGCUUGCUGUGUUGGCAUCGCCUCACAGACCCUCCUCAGCGUACUCAAUCCAACCGACCGUUGGCUGCAAGUCAGCGUUGGGGUUCUCAGUGCUAGUGUUAAUGGUGAGAAGGUGGAUCUUUCAACAUAUCGUUGUUUAGUUUUCAAGAAUAAAGUCAUCAUAAGACCUCAUGCCACAGAAGAGAUGAAAGUACUUUUUAUACCAUCCCGUCCUGGGGUUUUCAGAUGUACAUUCAGUGUUGCUUCUUGGCCAUGUUCAGCAGAUACUGAGACAAUAGUCCAAGCAGAAGCUUUGGCAAGCAGAGUCAUUCUCACUGCUAUUGCAGAAAGCCCUGUUAUCGAGGUAGAAACAGAAAAGAAAGAUGUUCUUGAUUUUGGUGACUUGACUUAUGGAGGCUGGAAAGGUCUCCCACUAAAACUGCUAAACAGAACACAUGCCAUCGUGCCAGUCAGACUGAUUAUUAAUGCAAAUGCCGUAGCCUGGCGCCGUUUCACAUUUUCCAAGGAACCUGUUGGCGCUUCUGUGAAAGCUGUUCCUUUUGCUGAUGUGAUUGCUCAGCGGGCAGGAUCUUCUGUCACCAAUCACAUGAUGCCUGCCAGUUAUGAUGGACAGGAUCCAGAGUUUCUGAUGAUUUGGGUUCUUUUCCAUAGUCCAAGGAAACAAAUUGGUUCUUCAGAAAUUUUAGAGUCAGCAGAAGAAUUCUUGGCAAGAGUCGAUAUAGAACUCGACAGCCCAAACCCUACACCCGUUCUUAGAAGUAUUGGCCUCCGAGCAAGAGCCGGAAUAGCUAGGAUACAUGCUCCAAGGGACUUGCAGACGAUGCAUUUGUUGACCAGUGUGGCUUCCUCAACAAAGCAGCACUUACCUUUGAAAAAUGCUGGGAAUAUUGAAGUAUAUUUAGAUAUCAAGGUCCCAGAACAAGGAAGUCACUUUUCAGUGAAUCCAGAAAAUCUCUUCCUUAAACCUGGAGAAGAACAUGACGUUAUAGUUUCAUUUACUCCAAAGGAUCCCAAAGCCUGUGAGGAAAGGAUCCUGAAAAUAUUUGUGCAGCCAUUUGGACCUCAGUAUGAAGUAGUGUUAAAAGGUGAAGUUAUUUCUUCAGGAAGUAAACCUCUGCCACCGAGACCUUGCUGCUCAGAUAUUCCAUUGAUUUUGUCCAACAAACAGUUUCUGUCUUGGGGAGGUGUCCCUCUCAGUAGAACACAGCUUCAGAAACUAGUUUUAAGAAACAAUUCUACAUCUACAGCCCAACAUUUACGACUUCUUAUUAGAGGACAAGAUCAAGACUGCUUUCAGCUUCGGAACACUUUUGGUUCAGAAGAACGAUUGACUAGUAACUAUGAGAUCAGAAUUCACCCAAAAGAAGACUCUGUCAUUUCUGUAUUAUUUGCACCUACUCGAUUGUCCUGUAUGUUGGCUAAACUAGAAAUCAAGCAACUUGGAAAUCGAUCACAACCAGGCAUUAAGUUCACGAUACCUUUGUCUGGAUAUGGAGGAGCAAGUAAUCUUAUUUUGGAAGGUGUUAAAAAAUUAUCUGACAGUUACAUGGUAACAAUGAAUGGCUUAAUACCAGGCAAAGAAAGUAAAAUUAUGUUUUCUGUCCGCAACACUGGCUCUCGAGCAGCUUUUGUUAAAGCAGUAGGUUUUAAGGAUUCGCAGAAGAAAGUUUUGCUGGAUCCUAAAGUAUUGAGAAUUUUUCCAGAUAAAUUUGUGCUCAAGGAAAGAACACAAGAAGAUGUUACUUUAAUAUAUAAUCCAUCAGACAGAGAGAGCAAUUAUAAAACUGCAACAGAACUGUCAACUAUAUACUUCUUUGGUGGAGAUGAAAUUUCAAGACAGCAGUAUCGAAGAGCCCUGUUGCAUAAACCAGGGGUUAUAAAACAGAUACUUCCAGAACAUAGUGUACUACAAAACAUUACUUUUGCUGAAACAUUUCAAGAUGAGCUAUCAAUAACUGAAGUGUAUGAUCUUCCCCAACAGCCUAAUGAUGUUCAGCUCUUUUAUGGAAACAUGUCUAAAAUUAUACUUUCAGUCGUUGGAGAAUUUAGAGAUUGCGUUUCUAGCAGAGAAUUUUUUCAGCCUUCUUCCAAAGCUAGCUUGGACUCCACAAGUGGAUCAGGAACUUCUAGAAAACAUGAUGGCAAUGUGUCUUUGGAUGUCUUACCAGUCAAAGGUCCUCAAGGUCCUCCUCUUUCACAAGCUGCGCCCGCGCCUCAGGACCAGCCAGCCUCUGGAGAGACAUGGACUAUCCUACCUGAACACUUGAUUUUGGUAGCUCCCUCUCCUCGUGACAUGGCAAAAACUGGACGUUUCCAGAUUGUAAAUAAUUCCAUUAGGUUACUGAAAUUUGAGCUGUGCUGGCCAGCACAUUGCCUUACGGUCACACCACAACAUGGAUUUGUAGCACCAGAGAGUAAACUACAAAUUCUUGUGAGUCCUAAUUCCUCCUUAUCCACGAAACAGUCAAUGUUCCCAUGGAGUGGUCUGAUCUAUAUACACUGUGACAAUGGACAGAAGAAAAUUUUGAAAGUUCAAAUUCGAGAAGAUAUGACACAAGAAGAAUUUUUAGCUCAUGUGACCGCCACACCCUUUGGAAUUCUUCCCUCAGUUUCUGAACCUCCACUUAGUCAUUUGUUAAAACCAGUGACAAAACCACCUUCCACAAAAGUUGAAAUAAAAAAUAAGACUGUUACUUUUCCUACAACAGAACCUGGUAAAACUUCAGAUAGCUGUUUGGAGCUCGAGAAUCAUGGCACCGCAGAGGUGAAGUGGCAUCUGUCAUCUUUAGCGCCGGCAUAUGUCAAGGGUGUUGAUGAAAGUGGAGAUGUUUUUAGAGCUACAUAUGCAGCAUUCAGAUGCUCUCCUAUUUCUGGUAUACUGGAAAGCUGUGGACUCCAAAAGGUCUUCAUCACAUUUUUGCCUAGAGAUCAAGGGGAUUAUGCCCAGUUUUGGGAUGUUGAAUGUCACCAUUUUAAAGAGGCUCAUAUGAAACACACAUUGAGAUUUCAACUCUGUGGACACAGUGUCAAAGCAGGAAAUGAGUCUGAAAACGCAUGCAUUUCUACAAAGUCCCUCAUUAAAAUAGAUAAUUUAGUUAAGCCGCGAAGACAAACUGUGCCAGAAGCUUCUGCUCUCCUACCUGAACAGCUUGAUGUGAUUCACCGUGGAGUUUAUGCCCCAGAAGAUGUGUACAGGUUUCUGCCAACUAGAGUUGGGGAGUCAAGAACACUGAAAGUCAAUUUGCGGAACAAUUCUUUUAUUACACACUCGCUGAAGUUUUUGAGUCCUAGAGAGCCAUUCUACAUCAAACAUUCCAAAUACUCUUUGAGAGCCCAGCAUUACAUCAACAUGCCUGUGCAGUUCAAACCGAAGUCCGUGGGUAGAUUCGAAGCUUUGCUUGUCAUUCAAACAGACGAAGGCAAGAGUGUUGCUGUUCGACUAAUUGGUGAAGCUCUUGGACAAAAGUAACUGGAAAACAUUUUGUGUAAAGUAAAUUUCAUGAGUACAUUUUGGUAACUUUGUUUUUCUACACUACAGUUAUGCUUUUGUGUAUAUGUUUUGUAUGAUUUUGGAUGUAUAUAAUUGUAAAUGUUUUUGUUUUUAGAAGCUAAUACUGAAGACUUGAUUAAAAUAUCAUGUAUCUAGCCUACAGUAUUAUACUAACUUUUACCGUGGAGAAAAGUUCUAUUUUUGCGAUGAUUAUGAUAUUCUGAAUAAAUAUGGCAUACAUUUUAAUGUGGUAUAUUCAGAAA